Molecule: messenger RNA, 1020 nt
Organism: Armigeres subalbatus
Lineage: Eukaryota; Metazoa; Arthropoda; Insecta; Diptera; Culicidae
Product: coiled-coil domain-containing protein 25-like
Exons: 3
Coding region: 180-806 (208 amino acids)
Source: RefSeq, a predicted model, not a curated record
CAUUCGAUGUUCAUCCGCAGUUUGUUUUGGCAUGUGUGAAGAGGUUAUCUGAAAACUUCCUCUGACGAAAAUCGCUUCUUUCUACCUUACGAAGAUAAGUAUAAAUAAAAUAAAAUCACUGUCGGAGAUAUCCGGAGUACGCCACAGUAGAUAAGCGCAUCCUUUCCCGGACCAAGAGAAUGGUAUUCUACUUCACGAGCAAUGUUGUUCAACCGCCGGUGACCCUCUUCAUGGGGAUUGAUAAGUACGAAAACGAAGAGCUAAUCAAAUGGGGCUGGCCGGAAGACGUUUGGUUCCAUGUGGACAAAAUGUCCUCAGCGCACGUAUAUCUUCGACUGGCACCGGGGCAAUCAUUGGACGAUGUGCCGGCGACCGUACUCGAGGAUGCUUGUCAGCUAGUCAAAGCUAACAGUAUUAAUGGCAAUAAAAUGAAUAACAUUGACGUCGUUUACACGAUGUGGGAAAAUCUUAAGAAAACGCCGGCUAUGGAAGUGGGUCAGGUGUCGUUCCACAAAGAUAAAGACGUUCGCAAAAUGCGCGUCGAGAAGCGAGUCAAUGAAAUCGUGAACCGGCUAAACAAAACGAAGCGAGAGGAACAUCCGGACUUCCGGGCGGAACGUGAGAAGCGAGACGCCGAAGAACGAGCGGACAAAAAGCGUGCGGCCCGGGAGGUACGUGAGAAGGAAAAGGAAGAGGAGAAACGACGAAAGGAAGAAGCGGAAAUGAGGAGCUACAACUCGCUGAUGAAGUCGGAGAACAUGACCAGCAACUACGAUGCAGGGAAUGAUUCGGAUGAGUUCAUGUGAACGAUGGCCAACUGGCAACUGAUGUUGGUGGGAAGGAUUAUAAAUUAUUAUCGUAAACUUUUUUUCAACCUGUACGCGACUAAGUACAUUUGAAUGGGAACUGUAUCAAACUCAAAUAACGACAAUUACCUUACAGUCGAAAAAUACUAAUAAAUAUGAAUGCCGAAGAAUAAAAUUCAAAGUUGAAUAUUAACUGCAGCUAAUGCAUCCACAA